Molecule: messenger RNA, 309 nt
Organism: Sorex fumeus (smoky shrew)
Lineage: Eukaryota; Metazoa; Chordata; Mammalia; Eulipotyphla; Soricidae
Product: keratin-associated protein 3-3-like
Exons: 1
Coding region: 1-309 (102 amino acids)
Cellular component (GO): keratin filament
Molecular function (GO): structural molecule activity
Source: RefSeq, a predicted model, not a curated record
AUGUCUUGCUGUUGUGCUCCCCACUGCUGCUGUAGCGUCCCCACCGGCCCUGCCACCACCAUCUGCUCCUCUGACAAGUGCUGCAGGUGUGGAGUUUGCCUGCCCAGCACCUGCCCUCACACCACCUGGUUACUGGAGCCCACCUGCUGUGACAACUGCCCACCCCCCUGCCACAUUCCUCAGCCCUGUGUGCCCACCUGCUUCCUGCUCAACUCCAGCCAGCCCACUCCAGGCCUGGAGAGCCUCAACCUCACUACCUACACCCAGCCAGGCUGUCAAGACCCCUGCCUCCCUCCAAGCUGCUGCUGA